Molecule: messenger RNA, 858 nt
Organism: Cylindrotheca closterium
Lineage: Eukaryota; Bacillariophyta; Bacillariophyceae; Bacillariales; Bacillariaceae
Source: the annotation of a GenBank genome assembly
AUGGAUCGACCAUCCUUCUUUCUCUGCUUCUUCGCCAUCACUGGUGUCUUCCUAUGUGGUCAUCAAGCUAAAGCCUUUGAUGAAGCAAUCUGCAGUGCUGCCCAAGUCACAGCCACAACUGCAUCAACAUGCGCGGAAUGGCAAGCUGUCAAUACCGAGCUCACUUCUGGUGACUGUUGCGGACCAUCUUUGGAAGUAAAUGGCACUAGCUGCAACUCUUUGUGUACCGAUGCCGUUAUGGGAAUUAAUGGCAAUUGUGAUAUUGGGCAGCAGUUCGGUAGCUUCCUCCCCAAGUAUGAAGGUUGUCUAAUUUUGAGUGUGGAAGAGGCAAUGAAGAAGGCUCUAGCCUGCGAGGAGUGGGGCUCUAUCAUUCAAGGAGACGCUCGGGCAUUCUGCAUUCCGAAGCUGGGAUUGUUCAGCGAAACCGAUGAAAACUGUACAGACACUUGUAUUGACAUCAUUGCGAAGGUCCCAGACUAUUGUGUGGCCGAAGCCAUUGAUUUCUUUCAAGAAACCCCCAUCCGUGAUUUUCAUGUAAAUUGUACAGAAAAAGUUGUUGAGCGUGUUUCUAACAAAGCGGAUACAUGUAUACAGUGGAAAGGAUUGCUGGAACUCUCAAUCAAGUCAGGUGUCGGAUGUGGAGACCUCGAGUGUACCGCCGAUUGCGAAACCCUUAUCACUAGCGUCGAAUCUAAUUGCCCCGGAUACGUUGCUCGGAAUGAAUGGCAAACUAUUGCCUGUGCUGGAGGAUCAUCUACCCCUACAAGUGCUGCGUAUAUGGUGCAACCAACGACCUCGAUCUUGAUCCUACUUGGUUCCCUGCUGGUUUUCGGAGUUGGAAUGGCCAUUCACCUCUAA